UAUAUAUUUGUUUGUUUGUGUCUUCUGUGAUGGUGACAACUUAUCAGAUGAAGAGUCUUAGUACAUUAGAGCUUAUGUUAGAGGAACUUCAGCAAGAAGAUGAAGAAACAAAUGAUUUGCCACCACCUUUGCCUGUUAGGCCUGUCAUUAAGGCUAGGUUGCCUAAGGGCAGAAGGAAAUUGACACCAUUUGGUAAAGAAAAGAGGAAUCUUAAAGACAUUAGGGCUCAAGAAAAUGCAUUUGUUGAUCAAUGGAGUACUUCAGAAGAGAGGGAUUCUGCAGCCAUGACAGAUAAGAUUUGUUUGAUGGUUGAUCAGAGAGAUGGAGCUGAACUAAGUAGAGUACUGCAAAUUCAGAGAUGCUUUCGCGGCUAUCAAGCCCGCCAGUACUAUCAUGAGCUUAAAACAGGAGCAGUAGCUCUACAAUCAUUUGUGCGUGGUGAAAUUGAAAGAAAGUAUUAUCAGGGUCUCACUAGGAGGUUAGCAGCAAUUAUCUUUAUACAGAAACACAUAAAGAAGCAUCAUCAUAAAAGAACAGAACGACAAAGAACUGCAGCCAUAUGUUUGCAGUCUGUUAGUCGAGGUUGGUUGAUUCGAAAGAAGUCCAAUCUCUCAGGUGAUGAAAAACGAUCUUGUGUUGUUCAGAACAUUAGAGAAAAAAAUGACCUUGACAAUAAGGAACCAGAAACUAAGGUACCACGUUCAAUUCUACUUGAUCUUCAGAGGCAUAUUUUGAAGACAGAAGCAGCCCUGGAGAGAAAGAAAGAGGAAAAUGCAGCUUUGAGGCUACAUAUUCAGCAUUAUGAGAUAAAGUGGAAUCAGUAUGAAUCAAAAAUGAAAGCUAUGGAGAAGAUGUGGCAAGAUCAGUUAACGUCUAUACAAAUAAGUCUGGCUGCAGAAAGGGAAAAACACGGGGACGAAAAGACUAAGGGAAAACUCAGACUACUGAUACUUCAAGAUCAAGAUGAAAAUGUGCAUAACAGAUUCCCAAGAACUACAUCUCUUCGAACAAGUGCAUUGAAUCAUCCUGAUGAGGUACAUGAUACACAACCACAACCAAGUGGGAGAUCAAAUCCCAAUAACAAGUGUGUUAACCACCAUGUGAUGGACAUGGUCAAUCACUAUCAAAAUUUUGUCGUCCACGAUCAAUGUAAUUCAGGGGAGGAGGGUUCCGCCCUCAGGCCUAACGAUGAGCUCCAGAAGCUGAAGAUUAGAUUUGAAGCAUGGAAGAAGGAUUACAAGAAUAAAUUGCGCGAGGCCAAAGCAACAAUGAAGCAACUAGGACACUCUGAAAGGGGGAAGGGUUCAAAGAUAUGGUGUGGGAGAUGAAAAAGUUAAUGUCUUAUGUUAGAUCCUCCAAUUGGAGGACAUUUUCAGAGGAUUUGACACGGGUGCAACAACAACAUAUUUGGAGAGUCUGAUCAACGUAGCCUCUCAUUAUCAUUUAUUCUUCAUACUUCAUAUUUACAUGUACAGAACAAGCAUAUAAACUGUCAAUGUCAUACAACCAUUGAAGAAAUAUAAGAGAAUAUGUU
This is a messenger RNA of Solanum verrucosum, 1534 nucleotides long. RefSeq names its product myosin-1-like. Gene Ontology annotation, cellular component: spindle pole. Gene Ontology annotation, biological process: establishment of meiotic spindle localization; spindle organization; mitotic cell cycle. Bases 30 to 1328 code for a protein of 432 amino acids. The record is from RefSeq and is a predicted model, not a curated record. Gene Ontology annotation, molecular function: protein binding. The transcript has 6 exons. NCBI's taxonomy places the organism in Eukaryota, Viridiplantae, Streptophyta, Magnoliopsida, Solanales, Solanaceae.